Messenger RNA from Lycium barbarum (goji berry), 2015 nucleotides. RefSeq lists its product as uncharacterized. The transcript is spliced from 6 exons. The record is from RefSeq and is a predicted model, not a curated record. Lineage: Eukaryota; Viridiplantae; Streptophyta; Magnoliopsida; Solanales; Solanaceae. The coding region runs from base 24 to 2015 and encodes 663 amino acids.
UUAGGUGAAAUAUCACAACAGAAAUGUCGAAAAACAGCAGGGUCAAUGCUUCUGCAUGUUGCAUUGUUGAGCAAGAAGUGAAAGAAGAGAAAACUCUGAAUGUCAGUAUCGCUGAGAUUUCUGCUGAAUUGCAAAGGGAGAAACAGAAAAAUUCAGAGCUCAUGGAGAGAAUAUCAGCUCUUGAGUCUCAAAUACAAGAAAAACAAAAAGACUUCAAGUUCUCAAAUGCAAAUGCUAGUUCUCAAAGUAUAGGGGAAAGGCAUUUCAGAAAGCCCAAGAGACAAAAAGUAGCACAAUGUGUCGACAAUAACGAGGACAGAACACAAAACAUGGACUUCGAGGUGAAGGAUCACACAGAAAUCCUCCUAAUGGAAGACAUUCAUACAGAACGUUGCCUAGUGAAUUGGAUGAGCAUGGAUGAUACUAAGUUUCUGAAUUUCGAAAGAUCCAAAGACAGUGAUUCAGCUGAAGACAAUGAUCCUGAUGACAGCGAAGACGAAGAUGACCAAGAAUCUGAUGACAAUGGCACUUAUACUGACAUUAUGCAUAUAAAAAACGUCAAGAACUUGAAAAUUGAAAAGGAGAUAGAAGAUAGCGGUGAAGCAAAGAGUUCACCAACUGAUAUGGACGUUUACAAGAACGCAAGGGGACUCAGGAACUGUAAUAAUGAAGAAUUUAAUAUGCUCAAAACCUACGAGGAACUUUCAGAAGCGCGUUCGAUUGAUCAUGGAAUAAGAAGACAGGGAAGUGCAUUGUCACAUAAAAAGUCCCUAAAGAUGGCUUUUUGUCCAAAGGAAGUAAGCGAACUGCUAGGAUCAAAAGAGCUUUCCCUGGAAAAUGCUCAAUCUCAUACUAUGAGAAAAAUCUUAGUUUUUGCGCCUCUCGGUAUAAGACAUGGGAGUGAGGACAUAUAUGAAUUAGACUUCAACCAUUUCAGCAUUUUGCACAAGGGAGAACCAUAUAUUGAUGCAAAAAAUCCAGGGGAACAUGUAUUAUACGACAAUCCUGGAGUUCGGAGGAAGAUAUUCUUUCCCAACAAACAGAACCGAGCCUUAUGUCCUGUUAAAAUACUCGAAGAGGAGAAGGCCAUGCGUCCGGCUGAUGCUAGCUGCCCGUCAUGCUUAUUCCUAUGCAUCAAGUAUGGAGGAAGGACAAGAAAUCUUCCUCAAAAUGAAUACGUCAGGCAGCGGAUGGGAAGAAACAAACUAAAAUCUUUUGGUCCGGUUAUAUGUCGGAUGGCAAUGCUGGUCCAUAUUCGCAGCGGAAGCUUCUUCUUUAAGGCAUUGGGAAUUACACUUCUCUUCAUGGCUGGCUUUCCAAAUGAUCUGGUUCAAAGGGAAACCAAAUAUAAGAACUUGAACCUCCUACAGAAGUAUUACAGGACAGAUGAGGAUGCAGAAAGGGAGGAGUUAUUUCUAUCACAUUAUGAGACUGAUGCUAUAGUAAGAUAUGCAACUCAUGGUCAAUUUUCUCCAGAAUUUGUGGAUAUUAGUCCCAAUUCUGAGCAAGGGAAAAAAGCAUUGACGAAAAUGAAAAUCAAGAGAGAAGCAAUCUAUAAGACCAAAACUUCAGAGAAAGUUACAACUAUACAUCCUGAACCUUCAUGUUCUGCCCCAUCUCCUGCACCGUUCGGAUUAAUGGGCUACGCCUCGUCUCCAAGUCCAGUGACGCAAGCACCAGUAGAUAUGACAAGGCCUGUAAUGGCUAAUACCGCAUCCAAUAUUCUCUACCAUAACCAAUGUUCAUAUCCUGUUUUCCCAAUGUAUCCACCAAAUUCUGUCAUGCCUUUAGUAUAUUGGCCUCAACCUAAUGCGUUUGCGCCAUUUCCUCACCCUUCUUCCUAUAGAUAUAUUGCACCUGGAAGCUGCAUUUCAGGACAACCAUAUUCUUACUACAGUCAUCAUCCUUUGAUUCCAGAAACUUUAGGGACUGAUGAGAAACAAAAUGGAGGAUCAGAUGAGGCUAAAAGGGAGUCCAAUAGCAGUUCAAGCAGUACAGAUUCAAGAAAGAAGUAA